CAAUUUCCACAUUUCCACAUUUCAUAAUGCGUCAUCAUAAACUUCAAGAAUGUCUCUUACGCGUGCAGCCCCGCAACUCCACGGCGUGUUUAUCGGCAUUUAGCGCUAAUGUUCAGGCUGUGAGCUAAAAGCUACAGUUUCGCCUCAACUCCUGCCUUUCAAUUGGUGGAGAACGGUCAGCUGACGUUGUCAUAUUGUCUCUCACCGAGCCAAGCCUCGGCUAUAACACUCGCGUUUGUGCGUCUUAACCGGAGAUUGCAAAUUAAUAAAAUUGAAUCCUCAAAGAAGUAGAGCCCAGUUAGAGGAGCAGAAAGUCGAUUUAAAAAAAAAAAAAAAAAAGGAAGAAGACCUUGGGAAAGGUGUGGUUGGUUGACAGAGACGGGGGGAAGGAGAUUUACUGAGAUUGAAAAGAGACCGAUAAAGAAGUGGGGAGAGUUGGAGAGAGGGUUACAAAGCAAGGUAUGAAUUCUUAUUUCGCAAACCCGUCGCUCUCCUGCCAUUUAUCCGGUGGUCAAGACGUUUUGCCUAACGUUCCCCUAAACUCCACCACCUAUGACACAGUCAGACAUUUUUCGUCGUACGGCGCUGCUGUGACCCAGAAUCGGAUAUAUGCACCUUUCUACUCCCCUCAAGAUAACGUGGUGUUUGGAUCUGGCAGGGCGCAGUAUGAGUAUGGAUCCAACGUGUUUCUCCAGGACAAGGACGUGCUGCCCAGCUGCAGACAAACAAACAUGGGACUCAACACACAAAGCCACAUUGCUCAAGAGUACAGUUUGGAUCAAGGAAGAGCAGGAGCCCAGGAACAGAAAAGCAACAUCCCGAUCUACCCGUGGAUGCAGCGAAUGAACUCACACAGCGGAGUGGGCUACGGGACGGACAGACGCAGAGGACGUCAGAUAUACUCUCGUUACCAAACUCUGGAGCUGGAGAAGGAGUUUCAUUUCAACCGCUACCUGACCAGGCGCAGACGCAUCGAAAUCGCCAACGCGCUUUGUUUAACGGAGCGCCAGAUCAAAAUCUGGUUUCAGAACCGGCGCAUGAAGUGGAAGAAAGAGAGCAACCUGACCUCCACGGUGACUGGAAGCGAACAGACAGGAACCUCACAGGAGGAAGAGCGCAGUGGCGCGGGGGAAGAGGAGAAAAAGGAGGACAAGAAGAAAGAAUAAUCAUCAUCAAAAUAAUAAUAAUAAUUAUAAUAAAAGAUGAUGACCAUGAAAACCCAACAUAACUACCUAAAUUAAAAAAAGGACCUUAGAGCGGCUUCACUGCAUGAUGGUUCCCCCGCAGCUCUUCUAAUACAUGUCGACCACAUGAUUGUUCAGAAUAAAUCCAAAUUAUUUCAAUUUAUUUUCUUUGCAAUGUCAUGAUUGUAUUGUGAAAAUAAAAGAAUAAUUAACUCCAGUAUUGUUUCCCAUGGCAGCAGUGUAUUUAACCCCCCACAACCCCAUUCAUCACUGUGAACUCUGAUCACGUCAUAAAGGACAGUUUUGCUCAGACUUUACUGUACUUGAAACAUUCCACGGAAUGAAAAGACACUUAAAUUGAUCACAGCGUAAAUCUAGUACUUGAAUCGUCCACAUUAUAAAAGUGUGAGGCAUAAACCUGGAAGUUGCACGAGAUACAGUAUUCACAUUGACAAAACUGAAAUGCCUGUAUAUAAUCCAAACAAAAGCGAGGACUCAUUUAUCCGAAGCUUGCUAUAAAUUGCGCUUUUUGACCAUUUGGACGCGAACAGACUCCUCGUGAGACAGAUUUGUACACUAGUAACACUUCACUUUUGUUCGGGGUUAUGAAGCCAUGUUUCGUCAUAAUUGUGUAUCAUGAAAUAAAGCAUUUGUAAAAGUUUCA
Molecule: messenger RNA, 1848 nt
Organism: Thalassophryne amazonica
Lineage: Eukaryota; Metazoa; Chordata; Actinopteri; Batrachoidiformes; Batrachoididae
Product: homeobox protein Hox-C6a
Exons: 2
Coding region: 462-1166 (234 amino acids)
Biological process (GO): regulation of transcription by RNA polymerase II; anterior/posterior pattern specification
Cellular component (GO): nucleus
Molecular function (GO): RNA polymerase II cis-regulatory region sequence-specific DNA binding; DNA-binding transcription factor activity, RNA polymerase II-specific
Source: RefSeq, a predicted model, not a curated record